This is a messenger RNA of Stylophora pistillata, 1860 nucleotides long. RefSeq lists its product as uncharacterized. The record is from RefSeq and is a predicted model, not a curated record. Lineage: Eukaryota; Metazoa; Cnidaria; Anthozoa; Scleractinia; Pocilloporidae.
AAGACCUAAGGUGUGUAGCAAGACAACUUUACGGACGACGGAUGAUGAAGUCUUUCCUCCUCGCCUUGACGGCAGUGAUAACACUCACAUGGACCGUAGAAUCGGCGCCAUAUCCUAAUUUGAUGGAUACAGAAAUAAACUAUUUCCUUAGACACCAGGAACAAGCUCCCGUGGCUCCCGCUGGUUUGAGAUGUUACAUAUGCUCCGCGAAUUGUUCCACGACUCAGACUCCAGGUAACGGCUGCAGAUCCGGCCGUAGCUGUUACACCAUGCAGGCUUUUGAUACCGCCCUAAACACCUCUGUGGUAAGAAAGGGAUGCAUUCCACAAUUCUUCUGCGCUCAGAAUCGGGCAUGCACGUUUUUGAACCAAACUCGAAAUGGUGCAUUGGGAUCGUGUUCCAUCAAUUGCUGCAGUACUCCAUUAUGUAAUGGUCCACCUCUUCCGACGACUCAACCCAUAACAACCACAGCACCACCAACCACGACCGUGCCUCCAACUACGACCACUGCACCUCCAACGACAGUUCCGACAACUGUGCCGACCACAGCACCAACUACAGCCCCAAUUAUACCCGGGGUAUGCGGUGGUCCACUUACUCCUCCAUCUGGACAGUUUUCAUCGCCAUUUUUUCCACUCAGUUAUCCAAACAAUGCUCACUGCGUUUGGACUAUUAUGGUUCCACGCGGGUCUGUUUUAAAGAUUGAUUUUCUCGCAUUCGACACUGAAGAAUGCUUUGAUUCCCUUCAUAUAUAUGUGGGAAGAAGGUUGGUUAGACGUCUCUCUGGGGAUGAUGCUGACGAUGACGACGAUGAUAAAUUUGAAAAAUGUGACAAGGAUGACAAGGAUGAUGGUGAUGAUGGGGAAGGUAUCUUUGGCUGGUACUUCAACCGAGAUGAAGACAUGGAUGAUAAUUCUGUCACUAUUCAAGGAACAGGAGAGAUGAUAAGACUCGUUUUUGUGUCCGACUACAGUAUUACCAAGAGAGGAUUCUUUGCUAGAUAUAAUGUAUUGAGAGCACUUUGUGGGGGCCCACUGGCGUUGCCAUCCGGAACCUUCAGAUCCCCAGGUUAUCCUGGCAAGUACCCGGAUGACGUCAAGUGCAUCUGGACAAUCAGAGUUCCACCAGGAUCUACACUAGAAUUGGAUUUUCGCUUCUUUCAAACUGAAAAAUGUGAUGAUUACCUCAAAAUUUUGCAAGGGGGUCGUAAAGUACGAACACUAAGCGGUGUUUACAGAUACAGCUUGUUUGGAUGGGGGAAUGAUGAUGACGACGAUUGCGAUGGUGAUGACCUGGAUGGUGAUGGUGACAAGGAUGGCGAAGAUGGCGAAUGGGGGGAAGAUGAUGAAUAUGACAGUGAAGAAAGUCCCAGAAAAAGGUUCUACCCAUCGGUACACAGGUUUCCCUCUCCAGCAGGGAAUCGUUUUGGUUUUCCAACGAGAGCCCCGAUUGGCGCCCCAUAUGUUACGGGAGUCCUUAUUCCAGGAACGGGAGAGCUGGUAUCGAUUAUUUUCAAAGCUGAUGACGACGAUGUCACUGAAAAGGGUUUUCAAGCAGUCUACCGUGUUAGACCAGGGGCAGCAUUUCAUGGAUGAUCCGAUCAAAUAGAGUAAACAGAAUUUGAAUGCUGCUUGUCUGGACACGACUCUAUAAAUUCCUUUUCGUUUUUCUAAGUUGUUUUAAUUAUUCGUAUUUUUGCUGAAUUUUCCUUGAAAUAAGGUACUAGGACUCAUUUAAUUUUUUCACUUGCAGGGAAAAGACUACAUUAAGAUUGAGACCGCUUCAUGUACAUCAUAUUACCUAGAUCUACUUCCAUGUAUUUCUUGCCAAUUAAAAGUUGUACAGUUGUUUAGUCUGUCA